GGCAGGUAACACUCGGGACAGGGGUCGGGUAGGCGCGAGUCGUGGGUCGCGGGGUCGCUGGGGCGCGCGGAAGGUAGCGGUUGUCGCCCGAUUUCGAGGGAUCCUAGCCCACUUCCUGUUUCGAUGCUUCACGUGCGCUCGGGAUAACUGCGCUCAACCUGGUCCGGCAUCCCACCAGACUUCUAGUUCUUUCUUUCGUCAAGCAGGACGCCGCUUAGCCUUCAGCCCCACUUCGUCCCUCAGAUUUCACACUGUCCCCGGAGUCCCUCAUCCCUUUCUCUCAGAGCCUAAGUCUUAAAGGAUGAAGACAAAGGCACUGUUUGAAGAAAAUUGUUAAGUGGAGAAGUAAAAAGAUUUUUUUUUUGAGAAGUGUGGAUGAAGACAAAGUGGAUACCAAUCUUGAAGUUUUCCAAAGUAGGAGCCAUCUACCUCUCUAUAUAAGCACUUAUUACUGGUUUCCCUAUGACUUUAUUCCAUGAUAAGAUGAAAAUUCAUAUGCUGUCUGAAGCAUUCACAGAAUCAUCAUAUUGAAUAUACAGAGUUCUCAAACGUUAUCUUUACAAUUUGUUCCAUUGACUUCACAAUGUCGGAGAUCAGAUUCAGCAAUCUCACUUGGGAUCAUAUUGUAACACUGGAUCGUGUGUUAGAUGAAGUAAUUCCAAUUCAUGGAAGGGGCAAUUUCCCCACACUGGAGGUAAAACCAAAACAUAUAGUUCAUGUUGUAAAAGAUCAACUCAUAAAGCAGGGCAUUAUUGUUAAAGAUACAAGGUUGAAUGGCUCAACAGCAAGUUACAUACUCGCAAGCCAUAAUGGAAUCAGCUAUAAAGAUUUGGACAUUAUUUUCGGUAUUGAUAUACCAAGUGAUCAAGAAUUUCAUGUAGUUAAGGAUGCAGUUUUAGGCUGUCUACUUGACUUUUUGCCAAAAGGUGUUAAAAAAGAAAAGAUUACCCUAAAAACCAUGAAAGAAGCAUAUGUGCAGAAAAUGGUAAAAAUUUACAAUAACCAUGAUCGUUGGAGUCUCAUCUCCCUUUCAAAUAACACUGGGAAGAAUGUAGAAUUAAAAUUUGUGAAUUCACUCAGACGACAAUUUGAAUUUAGUGUAGAUUCUUUUCAAAUUCUUUUGGAUUCCAUGUUAGAUUUCUAUAGUGUCCCAAAUGCCAAGCUAACCAAAGAAUCCUGUCCUGUUGUGGUGGCUGAAAGUAUGUAUGGGGACUUUCAAGAAGCAAUGAUACAUUUAAAAUACAAGCUAAUAUCUACCAGAAAACCUGAAGAGAUCAGAGGUGGUGGCCUUUUGAAAUAUAGCAAUUUGUUGGUUCGUGACUUCAAACCAGCUUCUCAAGCAGAAAUUAAGAUUCUGGAACGUUAUAUGUGUUCUAGAUUUUUCAUUGAUUUUCCUGAUGUAGCAGAACAGCAAAAGAAGAUUGAAUCAUACCUCCGCAACCAUUUCAUAGGUGAAGAAAAGAGCAAGUACGACUACCUUAUGACCUUGCAUGGAGUUGUGAACCAAAGUACUGUCUGCCUCAUGGGAUAUGAAAGAAGGCAGACCCUUAACAUGAUCACCCUUUUGGCUUUGAAAGUACUUGGAGAACAGAAUAUUUUACCCAGUACAGACAACGUAACUUGCUUUUAUCAACCUGCUCCAUACCUAGUUUUUGAGAGAGGGUACCCUCGUUAUUAUGUAGCAUCAGGGCCACCACUGCUUUAUUUCCAGCCAUGUAGAAGUUCAGUGCAGUUCCCUGUGCUAAAUGGUAUGAUGUAAGAAAUACACAUACCAGAAGUUUGCUUAAGCACCUCUGAAAUGCAAUUUUCCAAGUUCUGUAAAAGGUUAGGAUCUAUUUUUGUGUAGUUGCCAACUAUUUUUCAGCAAUUGAAGCUUCAAUAAUCAUAGUAAAUAAGGUAUCAUCUCUGAACUGACAUUUUAACAAGAAUGUUGUAACUUUAAUAUGUUUCAAACAGUAGAAUACUUGAAAUUAUUUUUCAAAUCUCACUGAUGCAAAUUUACUGCGACCAGUAUAAGAUGCCUACAUAUUUGGCUAAUGUAUGAAAGAAUACGUUUCAUGUUUUAAAAUGAAGUGUAGUGAAGAGAUAUUAUAACAUGUUUAUUAUAAUUAGUUCCUUGUUAUACUAUUUUUUUUCUUAGCAAAUAAUAGCAUGAUUUUUUUUUUAUAAAUUGAAAGUAUCUGGUUUUGAAGAUAAUUUUAAAUGAUGUUAAAACAGUGGAUUGUAAGCCUGUGUUUCCCAAUAGAAUUUGUCAGCUUGAAAAUAUUGCUAAAAUUUAAAGAACCACUUGGAAAAAUACUCUUGAAAACAGGAAUUUAUCCUUUACAUUGUAAGAAUUUAGCUAAUCUGUGGAUCAAAAGGUACCUUUCAGCUGAACAACCAAGAACAUGACUUAUGCAGGGAUUUUUGGCAUGUAAAUAAGUUGAAACAGAAAAAAAAAGACUAAUUCUGAACAUGAAACUUUUCCAUCAUCAUCUCUUAAGAUAAAACUAAAUGGAAGAGAAAAGAGAACACCACCAACAAUGACAGAAAAUUAGAAUUUCAGCCAUGAUAUUCAAGGUUUCUUUUUUUUUUUUUUUUACCUAUUUGAUCAAUAUCCUAAUACAUCUGGAAAUGUUCAUCAUUAGACAUUGAAAGCACUUAUCAUCACUAAAUGAAGGAUUUUUUCCAACACCAAGGAUUUGUUUCUAGUAUCUUCAAUGUUAUAUUUCAGUUAAUAGCACUCUUUUUUUGCAGUAUUGCAUAUAUUCGACAUUAUUCUCAAUAUCUACUCAGUAUAUCAGAUAUCCACUAGCAAAUCUAUGAGUGUGCUUUAAAAAGAACUUUCUUUAUAUAAUGAAAAGAGCAGUUCUAUGGGAUGAUAACAGCAAGCUUGUCUGAAUUAAUAUCAAUAAGGCCAUCGGAAAAUUUAAGUAUUUUUCUGUCACUACAAGAACCAGCUAUCAAAAUCUUGAAAUGUGCUGCCUACAGACUGUAUUUAAAGUCUCUUCUCAGUAUUAUAGUAUUGAAUAGAAUAGUAUAAUUUCUAUGGAAUUUUUCAAGUAGUUAAUAUUUCUGACAUUUUGUAUAUACACAUGCAUCACUGGGCAUUGAUGUGCUCAAAUAGUUACAUGUAUAAUACAAAAUCCUAAGGCUUUAAAAUCUGGAUUUAUGCUUUCAGGUAGAGAGAAAAUAAAAAUUAUUAAAUACUAAAUUAAGGAAUUGUAUCACUGUACUGUCUUUAUCUUAUAUUAGCUAAAAUAUAAUGAUCAUUCUUUGUGUCCUAACAUAAACUUUAGUUUUCAGGAAGUGGGAAUACAUAUACAUAAAACUAAAGUAACUCAUCAAUAACAAGAAUAAUUCUAAAAGAUACAGGGGAGUUACUUGAGAAUAAAAUGAUUGUGUUAGUGGUAUGAUUGCUAAAAGUUCAGUAUUUCCCAUUGUUCUUUAAUAAUAGAAUUGUGAAGGUAUUUGGGAGCAUCUUAUCACAUCUGCCACCAGGUUGCUUCUUACUGGUAUUUGCCCCAAACUCUUUAUUUCCUAAGAAGCAAUUUUUCUAUGUCAUUUUCCUAAAGCUUUAAAUGUAAUGUAGGGUGAAUAGUCCAAAAGGUACAUGCUUUCUUCUUACAUUUUAAGUGUCUU
Molecule: messenger RNA, 3621 nt
Organism: Mastomys coucha (southern multimammate mouse)
Lineage: Eukaryota; Metazoa; Chordata; Mammalia; Rodentia; Muridae
Gene: Tent5d
Product: terminal nucleotidyltransferase 5D
Exons: 6
Coding region: 584-1759 (391 amino acids)
Biological process (GO): mRNA stabilization
Molecular function (GO): RNA binding; poly(A) RNA polymerase activity
Source: RefSeq, a predicted model, not a curated record